Messenger RNA from Nycticebus coucang (slow loris), 2336 nucleotides. RefSeq names its product male-specific lethal 3 homolog. The transcript has a single exon. Gene Ontology annotation, biological process: chromatin organization; regulation of DNA-templated transcription. Gene Ontology annotation, cellular component: MSL complex; NuA4 histone acetyltransferase complex; nucleus. NCBI's taxonomy places the organism in Eukaryota, Metazoa, Chordata, Mammalia, Primates, Lorisidae. The record is from RefSeq and is a predicted model, not a curated record. The coding region runs from base 676 to 1740 and encodes 354 amino acids.
AGGACCCUGGUCAAGUUUAGGCCAUCCGGAGGGUAAAGUUGGCCCAGUGCUUUCACCCCUCCGGGCCUGGCAACAUUUAUGUUUUUCAAAUCCUGAAGGAUUUGUAAGGAUCUGACCGUGUUUGAGCAAAAUUGUAGCUCGGGCCCAUCCACCUAAGUCUCAGGAGCACUGAGCGACAUCUUGCAGCUGGUGGAGUCUGGCUUGGAGGCAGGAGUGAGUACCAAAGUCGUGGAACCCUGAGGACAGUGCCUUUCAGCCACCGGCAUCCCUAGGGCCACGGGCCAAACAUUUAGCAGCAGGGACGGGGGCGGCUCCAGAUUGUCUAUGCUGUUGCUGGGAAAAACGAAAAAGGCAGAAAGAUCCCAGAAUAUCUGAUCCAUGUUAACGGUUAGAGUAGAAGCUGGGAUCGAUGGGCAGCCGAAGAACACGUGCUUGGCGAUACUGAUGAAAAUCGUAGAUUACAGCUUAAAUUGGCAAGAAAAGCGGGAGCUCGUCUGAGAAGCACAAGAGAACCCGGAAGAAAGAAAAAGCCUUCCUUUUGAAGAAAAUGAUGAAAACUCAGUAAGCAGCUCCUUUGAUACUAGUAGUGAGGAGACAGUUGAAGAAAUAAGAGAAGAAAGCGAUAUUCACGAAAAGGCGAAAGUGAAAGAACCAGAGCUGAAAACAGAAAGGAAAAUGGAAAGAACAAUAACUAUAGAAAUCCCUGAAGUUCUGAAGCAGCAGCUUGAGAAUGAUUAUUGCUAUAUUAACAGGAGGAAACGGUUAGUGAAACUUCCUUGCCAGACCAACAUCAUAAGGAUUUUGGAAUCCUAUGUGAAGGAUUUUGCUAUCAAUGCAACCUUUUCAGUCAGUGAGAGGCCUCGUCACCACCAUGUUAUGCCGCACGCCAGCACGAAGCUGCAUUAUAUCCCAGCAGAAAAGAAUGUUGACCUUUGUAAGGAGAUGAUGGAUGGACUAAGAAUAAUCUUUGAUUAUACUCUCCCAUUGAUUUUGCUCUACCCAUAUGAACAAACUCAGUAUAAAAAAGUGAUGUGGUCUAAAUGUUUUCUUCCAAUUAAGGGAAGUACCAUAAACACUACCAGGAGCCAGGAAAAAUUGUCCCCUAGCCCACCUCUGUUAAAUCCGUCCUUGCUGCAGUCCACAGAGAGUCAGCAGACCACACGUGAGCCGGCCACUCCCAGAAGUCGCAAAGCUGAGCCGGAAGCAUUGCAGUCUCUGAGGCGGUCCACGCGCCACACUGCCAACUGUGACAAGCCAUCUGAGAGCAGCGCUUUGCCUCAGCCCAUGCGUGGGCAGCAGGACACGCCCACCGGUAUGCCUUCGUUGUUCCUGCACCUGAAAAAGAAGACAUCAGUGCAUAGCAGAUCAUCUUCACCUACUCCUCUGUCUCCAAGCAAGGAAGGGAGUGCCGUGUUUGCUGGCUUUGAAGGGAGAAGAACUGAUGAAAUAAAUGAAGUCCUUUCCUGGAAGCUUGUGCCUGAUAAUUAUCCUCCAGGUGACCAGCCACCUCCACCCUCUUAUAUUUAUGGGGCACAACACCUGCUGAGAUUGUUUGUAAAACUUCCAGAAAUCCUUGGAAAGAUGUCCUUUCCUGAGAAGAAUCUGAGGGCUUUACUGAAGCACUUUGAUCUCUUUCUGACGUUUUUAGCAAAAUACCAUGAUGACUUCUUCCCAGAGUCAGCUUAUGUUGCUGCCUGUGAAGUACAUUACAGCACCAAGAACCCUCAGGCAAUUUAUUAAAGUUUCGAUGGUUCUGUAAGACCAGCUGUACCAUCCAACUUUUGCACUCUGGUUCCAGGUGAAACACGAUGAUGGAUCUUCUUUUUAGAGAGUGAAAACGCAAUGUCCAUCCUGUGGGCUCUGGCAGAGGUGGACCCUAUUGUUUUAGUUGCCCACGUACUGUAGUUAUUUUGUUAAUUAUUCCUAGGUGCUUAAAAGUGCUCUGACACACUACUACACAUGCCAUCUGUAAAGGCAGAAACAAAAGCAUGUGUGUUCACAGUAAAAUGUUCAUAAAAAUGUACGUAGGUUAGGCCAUUUUGGUAGAUAUUUCAGUUAGGAAGAACCGCAUUGUUUAGUUAUUUGUUAGCAUUAAACAAAAAUUUUUUUGCAAACUGUUUCCAUUCUUUUAUGAUGAGCAGCUCUGCCCAACGAAUUUUAGUCUGUACUUGGAACCACAAGGUGUCUCAAAAGCAUUUUAGAGGCCAUUGGUAUUGAUGGCAAAAGAAAAUUUGCAGCUAUACAUUUGCUUGUAAGGGUUCCUUCUCUGCGAAACAUUAUUUUUAUAGAUCUAAAUAAAGCAUUGCCUGUCUUGAGAUUUUAUAGCUACACUUUGU